CACCUGUGUAUACCGUACUUGUGAAUUUUUCAAUAUUUAGCGCGUUUCAGAUAACGUCUGAUUGUAUCAUCAAUAUUGUGAUUAUGUCUGUAAAGUGAAUGUUUCAAAAUAAUUUAAUGAUGGAAUGCACUCAGAGACUUGAGUACACGCAAGAUUUAUAUGGGAGUCAAACGGAGAAAAUUCAUAAUGAACAGAUUGGUUUCCUGGGCAUAAACAGCAUGAAAUAUCCUGUAAUGAAAGGUCCUAAUAAAAUAGGAAGGGACCCACAGUCGUGCAGUAUCGUGAUCAGUCAAAAUUGUAUUUCAAGGCACCAUGCUGUGAUAAAUGUAUUAAACCACAACAGUUUCAUGAUCAUGGAUCUGGAUUCCACCUCCAAAACGAAGUUGUAUGGAAAAAAUCUAAAACCAUACAUUCCACAUCCAUUACAAAACGGGGAUAUCCUAGAAUUCGGAAACGUCGUCGGAAUAUUUAGAUUACUGGAAGAAGAAAGCGACUUGCCAAUGACGCAGGCCAUAGAUAUACCCGAAACUCCAGUUCAGACGAAAUUUUUGCCUAGGCCCUACAACACACAUACCGUAAUCCCUGAAUCACCUGACGUUAGUGAUCGAGAUGAUUCCCUCUUAACAGUAUCACAGCCAAAACAUAAACAGCUUAAAAACGAUAGUUUAAACAUACACAUGGCAGCAAUCGGUUUUGAUAAAACUAAAAAUACAAAUUGCAAAUCAGCAAAUAAAUCUAAUUCGAUACGCCUUUCUAUGAAUGAAUCAAGCACUGAUCAACCAACCACGUCUAAUGGCCCUAGUUUUAACAAUAAAAACGAUAUUGAUGUCAUUAACAUACACGAUAUGGAAACACAGCCAACUUUUGCUAAGCCGAAUGAAGGGACCGAUAUAUUUACGGCAGACACAGAACAGAUAAAUAAAGAAAACUACGACCCAGACUCUAUACACAGUAUGAAUACUCAACUACCGUCGAAUCUAGAACGGCUACCGGCGUCAGCUCAGGUGUCGAAGAAUUUAAACCAAAACGGUGUGCAACUUAAUUUGUAUGCGACCAACGAAGUAACUGACGACAGUAUAUUUGAUGCUGCCACACAACUUAUUACAACGGAAAUCGACCAAGAAUCCCCAAUAAAAAGAAAAGAAAAUUCCGAAGAAACCAACAAUAAUAAAGCCGCCGAUGAUUCGGUAAAGUCAAACGUAACUCUAGAAUUUGAAGAAAUAGACAGUGAAUUGUUAGAAGAGUCUUUCGAGUCCCAAUCACUUAUAGCCAACGAGAAAAUGAACAGUGUCUCACAACAAAAAGCACCGUGUUCUAGUGUGAGUAGAAAGAUGCGAAUAUUAUCAUACACUGAAAAAUUAAGCCAAUCGAAGAUCCCGGAGAAAAAUGAAGAUGAUGAUUCUACAGAUUGCGAGGAUAAUAACUGUAUUGAAUUUAAACAAUGCAGAUCGAAAUCACCAAUCAUAAAUAGCCCUACUACUGAAAAGGGAAAUAAAGCAACGGCACAUGUUCGAAGUAAAUUAAAUAGUAUCAACAAAGUGUGUUUCGAGGAAAUGCUUACCCAAGUCAUAGGAGAAGAAGAUGAAGUUCUAACACAAGUGAUAGAACUAGAAAGCCCAUCGAAAAAAGGUUUAAAUGACGAUAAUAUAGAAGAUGCGCCGACACAAAUAAUCCUUGAGGUCGAACCUAAGGGUGUUGCAGAAGAACCGCUCACUCAGCAGUAUUCUGAAGAAAUUAUUAGUCCCUUUAAAGUUCCAUUAAGGUUUAAGACGAAACCGUCGCUUGGUACUCCCAAAUCAAUUACAAUUGACAACAAAGACGAAGUAGAUGAAACCAACGAUAAAUACUACCAAUCAACACAAGAAGUAAUGAGCGACUUAUGCUCACAAACAGACAAUUCUCCGACAAUAAUUAACAUAGAUAAAGAUUUAAUAAACAAUAAACAAAUAAAAAAAUUAGUGCUGGACAAAUCUUCGAGCAGCAGCGAGAGCGAAGAUCGAGUCAACAAAUUCGUGACAAGUCUAACGAAGGAUCAAAUAACGAAUAUGAUCGGUGUAGACACCCAGGACAACUUGAAUAAAUCAACAGAUUCCUCGGACGUGGAUUGCACUCCUAAGAAAGUUAAGCCACUCAACAUCAUGGACGUAGAGCUACCGAACACACAAGAGAUAAAGGAGUGCUUAGGGAAAUGUACGAAUCAAAUUAUCGUCGAGUCUUCAAGCGAUUCCGAAAUCGAAAACUAUGCGGAAGAAUUAUGCGAUCCAUUUUUGUUAUUGAAAAGGAGAAAGAAAGAAACGAGUGCGAAAAUGAACUUAAAUGAUAAGUUCGAAGAUUUGUCGACCAAAACCCGACGAACCCGCAAGCCCACUGCUAAACUACUAGAGUCUUGUGAAAACAAUAAAUCAAGCGACAUCAGUAUAACCGACUCGAAUAAUAGAACAAGAGGGAAUAAUUCAAUUAAAAAACCUAAACAAGAAAAAUCAAAGAAUAACAAAAGACAAAAUAAGGAAAGUAAAAAGAACACAUCAAGUACAAAAUUAAAAGUAAUUAAAAGUGAUGAUUCAAUGGAAGUUAAAGAACUAACGGAAAGUUCUCCAGGCAGCACCAAUGGGUCACGAGUUAAAAAAGAUAAUAAAAAUAAACAAAAGAAAUUAGAAACAGCCGAAAGAGGUGGAAUAAAGCGCAACACUCGCGCCAAAAGCAAACUCGACACGGAGAACGAAUCCAAUCGAGAACGGACUAAACAAGAAAAUACUAGAAAAAAUGGACGCACCAAGGAGAAACGUGAUGUUUCCGUUGCUUCUAGAACAUCGGAAGUUGAAAGCGAAAACUACGAUGAAAAAAAUUUUGCAGGGAAAACGACAUUGGGGGCGUUUAAAAUCCCCCUUGUACCGGAGCGAGUACGAUCGACCAGAAGCAUGAAGAAGGAUGAAGAUAAAAUUGCUGAAUCUGAGAGCGAAUCGAAAUCGUCGGUCAGCGUGCGGCGCAGCAAGAGGCAGUUGAAGUCGAUACUAAAGAACUCGAGUGAUCAGAGCGUAGUGUACGACGCGCCCUCGUCGCGGCCCGAGAAGAGGCCGGCGCACACUUACAGCAACGCCGCCAGCUCCAAGCGGAGCAGGCCCGACACUGCCUCCCCUGUUCCUCCGAAGCCCACCCUGGCCCUAGCUACCGGUUCCCAGCGCGUGCUGUUCACGGCCUUCGCCAACGAGGAGGUGCAAGCGAAACUGGAGAACUUAGGCGCGUCGAUAGUGUCGGACGUGUACAAGUGCACGGUGGUGCUGACGUUCCAGAUAAAGCGCACGUUCAAGUUGCUGUGCGCGGUGGGGCUGGGCCGGCCCGUGGUGGGGCCCGCCUGGGUGCAGGCCUGCGCAGACGCACGCGCCCUCGUCGAUCCAUGGUUGCACCUGUUGAAAGACGAGACGGCGGAGCGGCGCUUCAGGUUUAGUCUCCACAGGACGCUGACCGGGAAACGGAACUUCUUGAAACGUUACAACGUCUCCUCGACGCCCAGCGUCCUGCCCAGCGCCGCCGAGAUGAAGCUGAUCGUGGAGUGCUCGGGGGGCGCGUGGCGGGAGGGGGGACGGAACUGGGUGUGCGUCACGUCCGCGGCCGACAGACAUCUGUGGCCUGAACUCAGGACUCGAGGAGCGACCUUGGUCUCCACCGAGUUCAUCCUCGAGGGAGUGCUGCGACAGAGCGUUAAUAUAGCUGGAACUUCUAUAACCGUUAACGGUUAGGACUCUGUGUGUGCAACUGUAUAAAGAAAAAAAAGUGCAGGAAACUGUUUGUGCAGAAAUUUGAAAAUCGAAACAAUUAUAAAGCGAAAUCGGUGAUAAAAGACGUUUUAUCUUUAGUAGGUAGGCAGCGGCUUGGCUCUGCCCCUGGCAUUGCUGAAGUCCAUGGGCGACGGUAACCACUCACCAUCAGGUGGGCCGUUGCUCGUCUGCCAACAAGGGCAAUAAAAAAAAUAAAAAAACCAGUGUUGCUGUGAAAUUGAAUUAAGGCUAGAAUUAAGUCGGUUAGUCGGCUAUCGGUAUCGGUAAAUGAAAAACAGUCGGAAAAAGUUUACGCGGUAUUCCAUUAUUUACUCCGAUACUAACGGGUGUGAUAUUCCAAGGUUUUAUUCAGUACAAAGUUUUUGAAGUCGAAGCGACUGCGUCGUCGAUGAGCGAUAAAGUGUAAUUAAUAUUCAAGGAAUUUGAAAUGUAUUGAUUACGUUAUAUCAACAUUUAAGAUAAGAUAAUUUCGGAUAAGAUUAUGUGAUCUACAAAAUACGAUUUUAUAUUAAAAAAACACGCCCGAUUUUAUCAAGGCUAGAAUAUGUAAAAUAGGAUUUAAACUAUUUCCAGGUUUCUUUAUCAAUAGUGAAGCUCUGUAUUUCUAUUUACUUAAAAUUAAAGGCUUCGUCAAACAGAACGCGUACUUAGCGCGCGUCAGAACGCUAUACUGACGGCGCGCUAUGACGCCGAGAUGUGUUGUACUACUAUGGUAGUAUACUGUCAAACAGAGCGCUCUUUCGCGACGUUAGGACGCUUUGAAGUCAGGCGUUGUAAUUUUUAUUUUAGCGUCCGAGUGAAUGUGUAUUAAAAUACUGGAUAAUGCCUGAAAAAUUGAUAGAAAUAAUUAGAAAAUACCCAUGCUUAUACAAUGCCACAUCUGAAUCACUCGACAUCUUAAUACUUUUAAAUUUUCACACUGCUAUCGAAAGGCACUAUGAUUUGGCGUUACGUUGCGUCAAGGAGCGUUGGACUCAUCUAGUCAAUUUGUGUGACAUGAAAAGAGCGCGACGCUAAAACGCAGCUCUAAGUACGCGUUCUGUUUGACGAAGCCUUAAUUGUGUUUUUUCUGUACUAGACCUAGUGCUGAUAUUCGUUCGAAAAUAGAGGUAGUUAGCUUGUUUGAUAUUUUUGUGAUACCGCCACGAAGUGAAGAUAAGCUUAUCUCGUUAAUUACAUCCGCGGAGUGCCUUAUUCGAGAUUAUGGGAAUAUCAGUUUAAUGAAGAAUACAAAUGUUUUGUUGAUAAUGACGUAGUUUUAUUGAAAAUUCCAACAAAAUAUAAUAGUAACAUUUAAUAUUGAAAUAAUAAGUAUCGAAGUAUUGAGGUUGUACUUUAUUUGUUAAUUUUACACACUGAACACCAAAUAUACACAUUGUAUCGUAUUAUUGAAUGUUUAUUUUUAAAUGAAUAAAAACUUAGUUUUUA
Molecule: messenger RNA, 5204 nt
Organism: Bombyx mori (domestic silkworm)
Lineage: Eukaryota; Metazoa; Arthropoda; Insecta; Lepidoptera; Bombycidae
Exons: 8
Coding region: 99-3737 (1212 amino acids)
Molecular function (GO): protein binding
Source: RefSeq, a predicted model, not a curated record